Molecule: messenger RNA, 3504 nt
Organism: Myotis davidii
Lineage: Eukaryota; Metazoa; Chordata; Mammalia; Chiroptera; Vespertilionidae
Gene: MTPN
Product: myotrophin
Exons: 3
Coding region: 16-420 (134 amino acids)
Biological process (GO): regulation of barbed-end actin filament capping
Cellular component (GO): nucleus; cytoplasm
Molecular function (GO): protein binding
Source: RefSeq, a predicted model, not a curated record
AAAUGCAAAUAUUUCAUGAAAUUCUUAGAGCUUUACGAAAGUAUCUUAGAGCUUUACGAAAGUAAAAAUAUCAAGCACCUUCCCCCUUCAUUCUACCGUCCACAUAAAUACUGUUUCCUUUGGCUUCUUUUAAAGGGAGAAGAUGUCAACCGGACUCUAGAAGGCGGAAGGAAGCCUCUUCAUUAUGCGGCAGAUUGUGGGCAGCUUGAAAUCCUGGAGUUUCUGCUGCUGAAAGGAGCAGAUAUUAAUGCUCCAGAUAAACAUCAUAUUACUCCCCUUCUGUCUGCUGUCUAUGAAGGUCACGUUUCCUGUGUGAAAUUGCUUCUAUCGAAGGGUGCUGAUAAGACUGUGAAAGGCCCAGAUGGACUAACUGCUUUUGAAGCCACUGACAACCAGGCAAUCAAAGCCCUACUUCAGUGAUGGAUGGAUGGGCUGACAGCUCUGGAAGAAUGACUCUCCUGUGGCCUCACACUGCUGCCUGUCUGUCUGUCACUCUCUAUCUGCCAGCUUCUUCAGCUAAAUACUUUAGGAGGGGUGAGGGGAGAGAGAAAUUCAUAACAAAUCAGACUACCAGAAAACAAAAACCAAUGUUUUGGAGGAGAGGCAAAAACUACAAUCAGGCUUUUACAAAGCCUUCUGAUCAAGUCGGCCUCUUUUCCGUUUCCAAAAAUACACAGAUUAUACCCAAGGGAGAGCAAAGACACAUACAUUUGACCUUCUCAGCUCCCUAGCUAAUUCAUUAAUUAGAUUGUGUCGAGGGUCUUAUUAUACAAAGGCCAACUCUACAUAAUCGGUAGCCCUAACUGUGUGAGCAGUGGUGGCUGCUGUGAUGUAACUUAGGGUGCUGAGAUAAGCAAUUAGCUCUAGCCUUCUGCCUUAAGGUGCACUCUGGGGAAUCUCCUGGUGUAGUGAAGAUCGCUGCCUGUGGUUGGUGACCAAAUCUUCCCUCAGUGACUUUCCGCCUUUAUGCGAAAGCUCAGUGAGGGUGAGGUGGGGCACACCUAAAUUGCUAGAUGCCUAAACUUUGGAUUUCCUCCCCUUUCACAUGGAUUUCAUGUAUCUUUAGGUAAAACUGACUAGUUUUAUUUAUAAAAUCUUAAAUUUUGGAAGUCUAUAGGAGAAACCAUUCCAGUAUGCAUAAAUUUUUCUCCUCUAGAUUCAAAUACUUCUAUAACAUUGAAACACUUUUAAACUUCACUGGUAGUAAAAGGGGAUGUAAAACUAGAAUCAUAGCCAUAAGCCUGUUAGUAUCAUACAAAGAGAGAACGGUUGUCUUCGUACCUAUAGUUUUCUUCAUUUGCUAUUUGAAUGGAUUGGCCCCGGUUAUGUGUGGAGAACAAGGAACAUUGUUGGAAUGUCUCUUUGACCCAUCUUGAAUGCUGAUUACUUAUUGCACCAAAGCUGUCACUGGGGUGAGAUUUACUAUUUGGACAAAUUUAACCCCCAUCUCUUCAAAAAUAUGCUUGUUACCGGCUCCCCAGCUAUUGAUAAACUUCUGCUGAACAUAGGCCAGCCCACCUGCACAGCAUAUUUUUUAUUCUUUUCUAUAUCAUGCAUCAUGUAAAGUGUGACACUUUCAAGAUGUACUCUGUGCCCUUAAAUACAGCCCUAAAAUAAUUAUGACCUGCAGAAAAUGUUUAGACACAUUUUCAAAUGUUUAUUUCUUGAGCAGUAUGACUAAUUAGAGCAUAUACUCUUAAAUUUUGCUGUUGUGCAUUUAAAAUACUAAGAUUCCUUUGACCUGCCACCCAUUUAAGCUUUCUAAAAAUAUUAGGAUUUUUCCUUAGCCAUGUCAUGCAAUAACUAAAUGUACCUCAAAUUUUUAAAAACGGGGGGUUAGGGACUAGUAUUCAGAUUGUGGAUAAUAAAGAAUUAUGGAUGGUUUUUUAAGGCAAUGUAGCAUUCGACAGCAAAGUUAAACUAUCAAAGAACCGUCAGCCUGGCUAAUAAGUCUUAUUGAUCAGUUGCUGAUUGGUUGGUUAGUGUGUGGAGUGAGUGAGUGAGUGAGUGAGUGAGUGUGUGUGUGUGUGUGUGUGUACUUUUCCCCAUGAACCCUUUUUUAUCCUGUGGUUUUUUUCACUUAAAACUAGCCUAACCCUGUACAUUUGGCUAAUUCUGCUGCCUUAAUGCAGCCUGUUAGAGUCAGUAAAAGUCAGUAAUCAGUACUUUAUGACCACACUUAACUGAAACCUGGAGCCAUCCUCAUUGGAGAUGGAGGGCACUCUAUCAGUCUUUAACCAUCAACAAGGUGUUUUGAAAUCUUUGUUUUCACCUCUUGGCAUGAUGUGAUCUAAAAGGCUUGGAUUACCCUCUACACAGUUUUACCUUUACAUCCUCAGCGUUUUGUUCUAGUUGGCUAUUGCAGAGAGUGCACUGUCCUAUCAUUCCUGAACCUGGUCUGCUUCCCACAGUCACCGGUGUAGAAGCCAGGUGACUUUUUGUACAGUUUGCCCUGUGUUCCCUGUGAUGCAGUGGAGGCUACUGCGCCUUCUUUCCCAGUCUUUUUGUAAACCCCAUAAUUAUGAAGCAGUUGCUUGAGAAAAUAACAUGUAAACAUAGACUAGACUGGCCAAGAUGGUUUACAAUUUCUUUUUUUUUUUUAACUAGGUUAUUUAUAAUGUAUUUCUGAACCACUUGGCAGAAAAAUUCACAACACUUAAUGUUCAUAUUUGAGUAAAGGAAGUUAAAACCAUGUCUGCUUUUUUGGUACUACAUGCAUUAGUGAAAGGUUAAGAACGUGUUUUAUUUCUCCACUGAAGUAAUAUUUAACAUCUCAGCAAAAACCUUGCAUGUUCUGUAGUUUUGUAUUAAGUCAGUCAUUUCGUAUGCACUAUAGCAAUUAAAAACAGGUGUAUUAAAACACCCGAGUGUUUACUAUGCUGUUAGUAUACUAACAAAUUCUCCCUUGCAGCUUCAGACUGAUAUCUCUAGACUUACAGUUCAAAUACAGCACCUGAGUAAACCAAGUAGUUCUUCUAUGCAUAGCUCACCUUCUAAACCCACUGGGGCAUGAAGGGGAGGUAGGUGGUUCAGUGUGUGGAAGCUGCAAGCAAGUAGCCCAUUUAUUCAUUGAUUCUUUUUCCCAAAUAAUGGAGUUUAAAUCAGUAUGUACGUAUUUAAUUUUUUUCCCCUAACACUUCAAUUAAGCUGCUGUUUUCUUCCAUGAAAUAUUGCAUACUCAAUUGUGUAUAGAAGCUGGUGAGAGUGCCCUCCUACAUAAGCAGUUGCAGUGUUUUGCAUGCAAAAUUUAAAGAAUUUAAAUUGUCCUGAUUCUAUUUUGUAAAUGGAGAAACAAUCAUAUCUUUCUAAGCAGUAACAGAGGAAGACUAAUGCUUUGUGCAUUUUGAUAUAUUUGAGUUCAUUUUUUCCACAAUGUAAUACUUUUGACACAAUUGGGUUUCUCAUAUUAUCCUAGUUCAUGUACAUCAGAAUGCUAACUAAUACUGUGUUUAAGUUUUGUGUUGCAAGAACAAAUGGAAUAAACUUGAAUUGUGCUACAGCUAA